Molecule: messenger RNA, 3188 nt
Organism: Ceraceosorus guamensis
Lineage: Eukaryota; Fungi; Basidiomycota; Exobasidiomycetes; Ceraceosorales; Ceraceosoraceae
Exons: 3
Coding region: 386-3076 (896 amino acids)
Source: RefSeq, a predicted model, not a curated record
CAUCGGCAAACUUCAGCAGAAGCUCUGCUGAUCGGUACCUUUGCGGACUCCUUUGGGACCCAAGACGCAGACCAGGCAAGUAGGCAAUGGUAGGGUCUCUGCCAAGGCAAGUGCCCCUUGACCUCGGGGGACUUUGAACAGCUCGAUUGCCUGUUGCAGCAGACGUGCUUUGAAGCACAAUCUACAUUGGUGGUAGAACGUCCUACACCCACCCUUCAACGACAUUGUGGCCCAGAGAUUCGAUUUGGUACAUCGUCGAGUAUCCGUUCGCGCACAAUUCGCAUUGGAUGGGAGCGUCACAAGUUUCGACAGCUUCUGAAAUAGUUACAAGCACUCGACAUACUGAACGCUCUUCGCGCAUCGUCUGGAACAGCACCAAUCAGGCAUGGCCACAUCGUACUCUCAGCGCCAUCAAGCACACGCAAUGCCUGCCUAUCAGCAAGGCUAUUCCGGCUACGGCAAUGGCAACGAACGCGACGGCUAUGCAUCGAGCGGCUCCCGUGCGCAAUCCUCCUGGGACUCUCCCAAGCUGGAUGCAGAGGAGCCUGCCGAGGCGAACUUUGCCGGGUUCGGCGCAAGAAAGUUUGCCGAGAAGCAAAGGAGGGCCGCGCAGGCGGCGCAAAGACAAGCGGACGAAGCAGCCAGAGCUAGAGAGAUUGCGGAGCAAGAAAGGUGGGAGUACGAGCGUCGACGCGCGCGGGAGGAGGAAGAGCGUCGAGCUCAUGAAGAAGAAGAGCGGAUGAGGUGGGAAGAGCACAAGGCUUACGAGGCCGAGGAGCGCAGGAGGCAACAAGAAGAGGACGCCAGGCGCGCUUGGGAGAGGGAAGAGGCUCAGCGUCAUCUAGCUCAACAACAGCAGGAAGAUGAGGCCCGAAAGGCUAUCGCGCAACAACGUCUGGAUGCUCAGCAUAGGCGCCAUGAGGAUCAACGCCGCGCUGCAGUAGAGCGUGAAGAGCAAGCUCGACUCGCUGCCGUCAGGGCGGAUCGCGAGCGCGAACGAGCCCGACAGCUAGAGGAGCAAGAAGAGCGAGAAUACCAACGUCGGCGUGAAGAAGCUGCAGAGCGCGGGGCCGAGGCUCGGCGGCUGGCACAGGAGCGGAGUGCGCCUGCGCGCUCAGCAACGCUGGACUCGAUAUCGACUGCGAGCGUCCAUCUAGCAUACGACGGCAGCGAUACUCUAUCGUCGUCCGGCAGUCUGUCUAGCCGACACGGUGGCAGAGGCGAUCUGCAUCCUCAGAACAUGCUUGCCCAGGCAAAUGUACGAGAGACCAUCUACGAAGACGACUACGAGGAGGACGAGGAGGAGCUAGACGACGAGCGGAGAAGGGCUAGGUACACUGCAUAUGCUGGACCACACGACGAUGACACAACGAUCGAUGCAUUGCGCAGCGCAGCAGCAGCUCGAAAGACGAUGGCGCGUGCCACGACCUAUGAACCUCUGCCCAAAGCCAAGUGCGCCGACUGUGGCACCCUACUGUCUUUCGACGAGCUUGUGGAACACACGUGUGCAAGGGCGGGAAGCACCUCUCCGCUUUCUCCACUCACCAUUGCCGUGGAACAUGCUCCUGCUGCGAGCACUGCCGUCAAUGGUGGCUUUCCAUUGGUAGAGUCUCCAAUCGAAGGCCGCCUUUCUCCUGCAAAAAGUGGUACACGGUCGCCUUUCUUCGACCGAUAUGCCAGGCUCGAGAAUAAAUCAGGCCGGAGCAGCCCAGCUUUGAAUGGUGCGGGCGGCGGAUUCGAUGCGGUGACACCGCGCGCCUCCUCCUUCGACGCCCCGCGGUCCGGUACGACGAGCGCAGAGCCUCGUAGGACGGCGAGAUUUUCGCCUCCCACAACCUCUUCGGCUCUGCCAGCUGCAACCGACGAAAACGCAUCUGAUGCGCGGAUCCGCAUGGUUGCAGAACGCAAGAAGCAGAUCGAAGCACAGCGCGCUGCCGCUCGAAGCCGCAAUGCGACCCUGAACGGUGCUCCGACAGAAGGCUCAGCGAGCCCAACCCCAGAAAUCGCUGGUGCAAAGCCUCCUGGCUCCCUUUCCCACGCCAAGGCACCCAGCACUUCGUCUUCCACCUCUUCUAGCCACAGCUCAUUGUUGGGCCGAGGCAGAAAUGGAAGCUCUGCUUCUGUCAGCGCUGCGAUCACACCAAGCUCGAGCUUCGAUCACACGAGCGGCAUGCCCAGUCCCCGCGAGGUCGUCCUCGUCGCCUCUGUCGACUCUGCAGGGGCCAGAAGCAGCAAUGCGACCGCCAGGCCAAGCCCCAAGUCACGCGGCGUAGACCUGGACAAGAUCGAGGCCAUGCUUCAUGACUUGGAUAUGAGCACGCCACACAAGGAGCCUACGAAGCCGAGCACGGAGAAAGUCGCACGAAAGGAAGAGGUGGCAUCUAGAGGCAAUACACGUUCUAAAGAUAUCAACCCAGCAAAGUCUCGCGAGACGCGAUCGAGGAACCGGUCGGAGGAGGGUGGCAAGAAGCUGAAGCACGAUCUGCGGACCGCGAAACGCCAGACCAAGCUUUGCAGCGUCUGCCUGUGCCCCCUGGGCUCCAGCAAGACGCCCUUCGUCGAGCGCGAUGGCAAGUUGCUCUGCGCUGCAGACUAUGCAGACCUUUACUUGCCAAAGUGCCGCAAGUGCACCAAACCUGUGGAGAAGGAUGCUGUGAAAUCGUCCGAUGGUGCUCUCAAGGGCAUCUUCCACCGAGGCUGCUUCUGUUGCUUCCAGUGCGAUGCGUCUUUCGAGGACGGCACGUUCUACGUCUGGCAAAAUGUGCCCUACUGUAGCAAGCACUACCAUGCCUUGGCAGGAACUCUUUGCGCCGGAUGCAACGAGGGCAUCGAGGGCCAAUGCCGCCAGACAGAAUCUGGCGAGAAGUAUCACCCUCAAUGCCUGACUUGCCAGUACGAAGGCCACGACAGCAAAGAAUUUUGUCGCGAGCUUCUAGACGAUUACUAUUUGCUCAACGGUCAGAGGCUUUGCGAAUGGCACGCCCGCAAAGCUCAAAAGGAGCUGGAAAAGCGCGGGGGUGGCCAAAAACAAAUUCGAGCACAGCGCCGCCAGACAUUCCUUCAGACUCUCCAGUAGAUCGAUUCAUUAGGUGCUCCCAACGAGCGUCGCCAUCUUUAUACCUUUACACAUUAUCGCUGCACACCUUACAUGAUUAUUCAAGAUACCACUGCCCUUGUUCGUUUCUCGC